GUGGUUAUGUCAUAUUGCUCUGCCUCCUGCUGCUGCGACCUUUCACCUACUUCUCUCACACUGACAGUCGACACUUGUGUUUACGGACGCCGAGGGGACGCCAGCAAAUCUAAACACAGUAAGGGGUCCUGCCUGAUUCGGAAGAGACUCCUGGAAAAAUGUUAAGAAACGCCUUGGCCCGGUUUGCCCGACCUGCCCUGCAGAGAUGCACCUCUUCUACAGCUUGCCAGGUCGUAAGUUCCUGUAGACCAGAGAAGGUUCUCCGUCCGCCGCCUGCUUGUGCGACAUUUGUCCAGCUUCGUGGACAGCAGACUUUGGGUUCAGCCUCCCUCUCAGUGGCCAACCACUCUUUGAGACAUGCCAGGGCGCGAGACGAAGAGCGGCUGGUGGAGGUGGAGUGGGAAGAUGGAGGGCAUAGCGUGUACCCCUUCACAUGGCUGAGAGACAACUGCCAGUGCUCCAUGUGUACGCUGCAAUCAGCUCAGGCCCGCAAACUCUUGAUGUCCGACUUGGACAUUCACACAGGCAUCGAUGUUGUGGAGGUUACCAAUGACAACAAGGUGUCAAUUGUUUGGCCUGAUCAGCACACCAGCAUGUUCGAAGCAGAAUGGCUGAAGAAACGCUGCUUUUCUCAAGAAGCCAGACAAACGGUGCAAGAGGAGCUCUUCUUCAAUGAGCGUUAUUACUGGGGCAGCGAACUGCGUAUUCCCACCGCCAACUACCAGGAUGUCCUCAAUGACGACAAAGCCGCGCUGGCGUGGCUUCUGGCGUUGAAACGAGUGGGCAUCGUCUACCUGAAGGGGGCUCCGGCGGAGCUGGGCCAAGUGGCCAGACUGGCGAAGAGGAUCGGUUACCUCAGACUGACGUUCUACGGGCACACAUGGCAGGUCCUGGACAAGUACAUGGCAAACAAUGUGGCCUACACCUCAGGAAGACUCAGCCUCCACACUGACUACCCUGCCUUACAUUUUGCACCUGGAGUGCAGUUUUUGCACUGCAUCAACCAGGCCGAAGAAGGCGGCGAGAGCGAGGUGGUGGACGGCUUCCACGCGGCCAAGCAGCUGCAAAGAGAAGACCCCGAGGCCUUCCGCACUCUCUCCUCGCUCCUUGUGGACUUCACGGACACGGGGACGGACUACUGCGACUUCAUGCUGCAGUCUAAGAAGAGCAUUAUCGAUGUCAACACUCAGGGUCGAGUUGUGAGGAUAAACUACAACAACGCCACCAGAGACUCUGUGCUGGACUUCCCUCUCUACCAGGUGCAGCCUUUCUAUAGGGCACUCAAAGCCUACGUGGACGUCAUGAACCGACCUGAGAACAUUGUCACCUACAAGAUGGAACCAGGCGACAUCGCGACCUUCGACAACUGGCGUCUCCUGCACGGCAGAAGGCACUACGUCAGCCGACCCGACAGGUUGCGACAACUGGAGGGGGCCUACUUGGACUGGGACGAGGUCAUGUCCCGCCUCCGAAUACUCCGCCGCGCAGUUCACCAGGCCGACUCUGCGCCGCAAUCGGCCUUUUGAAAGGUACGGCGUCGUUUACAGCCGCAAAACCUGGUGCAAACAAACCAGGCCAGGGAUUGUUAAUCCGAAUGAAAUCCCAAAACAAUCGUAAAGUGAGCAACAAUGUUUUGGUUGUAAAACUGUUCUUCCGACUUCAGCGCGACACGCCGAUGCAAAGUUGGACUGUUUAUUACGUACUUUUACACGUAACGAUGAGACGCUGUCAUCUUUAGGCUCAUAUGUUCCUCCAUCUUGUUGCCUUCAUUCUUGUUUGCACACACAGGAAGUGGAAAGUUGUCUCAUUUUGAAAGGGUCAUGGCUGCAUAAUCAAAAAUCAUCACCGGAUAUUCGAAGCUCCAAAGGUCGGCAUCGAGUCGCGUCACCACUUCAACAAUACCGAGGACGACUCAAACGUUGUGUUUUGACAGGGGUAAGAACUAUAUGAUAGUAAAGAAAUAGUCACAAAUGGCAGGAGAAGACAGGAAAUACUAAGUGGGAUCCCAUCAAACUUUCUGGUGAGGAUCUGGAUAAAGUAGCCACUUCAUGAAUGUAAUAUUAGUACUCUUUUGUAUGUCUUCCACAACUACACCUUUUUCAAAAAGUGAGUAACUAAGCUGUGGGUCCAAGACAGGGGUGCCCAUUAUGUCGACCGCGAACUACAAUCAGAAUCACAAUAGUUUUUAUUGUCAUUGUUUGAGGACAGGUUCACAAACUAGGAAUUUUACUUGGUGUAAUCGUGCAACAUAAAACACAGAAUUGAAUAACAUGAGCUGUAACUGAGCUAUCAGAUCUUGUUAUUAACUACCAAUCGAUCACGGAGGGUGUGUCAGUCGAUGGCCAGUCAGGCAUUAAAAAAAUAGACCUAAAAAUUAGCGACCAUCAAUGACGUCACUUGAUUGACAUUCACGGGACCCGAGGGUGGUGGGAGAUGACACUCAUUAUCAAGAAAAAACGACCGACAGGAAGUCGAGAAACAUCCAUCCAUCCCUCAAUCUUCUUCCGCUUAUCCGAGGUCGGGUCGCGGGGGCAGCAGCCUAAGCAGGGAAGCCCAGACUUCCCUUUCCCCAGCCACUUCGUCUAGCUCUUCCCGGGGAAUCCCGAGGCGUUCCCAGGCCAGCCGGGAGACAUAGUCUUCUCAACGUGUCCUGAGUCUUCCCCGUGGCCUCCUACCGGUUGGACGUGCCCUAAACACCUCCCUAGGGAGGCGUUCGGGUGGCAUCCUGACCAGAUGCCCGAACCACCUCAUCUGGCUCCUCUACAAUGUGGAAGAGCAGCGGCUUUACUUUGAGUUCCUCACGGAUGGCAGAGCUUCUCACCCUAUCUCUAAGGGAGAGCCCCGCCACACGGCGGAGGAAACUCAUUUCGGCCGCUUGUACCCGUGAUCUUAUCCUUUCGGUCAUGACCCAAAACUCAUGACCAUAGGUGAGGAUGGGAACGUAGAUCGACUAGUAAAUUGAGAGCUUUACCUUCCGGCUCAGCUCCUUCUUCACCACAACGGAUCGGUACAACGUCCGCAUUACUGAAGACGCCGCACCGAUCCGCCUGUCGAUCUCACGAUCCACUCUUCCCCCACUCGUGAACAAGACUCCGAGGUACUUGAACUCCUCCACUUGGGGCAGGGUCUCCUCCUUAGCCCGGAGAUGGCACUCCACCCUUUUCCGGGCGAGAACCAUGGACUCGAACUUGGAGGUCCUGAUUCUCAUUCCGGUCGUUUCACACUCUGCUGCCAACCGAUCCAGUGAGAACUGAAGAUCCCAGCCAGGUGAAGCCAUCAGGACCACACCAUCAGCAAAAAGCAGAGACCUAAUCCCACGGCCAUCAAACCGGAACCCCUCAAUGCCUUGACUGCGCCUAGAAAUUAUGUCCAUAAAAGUUAUGAACAGAAUCGGUGACAAAGGACAGCCUUAGCGGAGUCCAACCCUCCCUGGAAACGUGUCCGACUUACUGCCGGCAAUGCGGACCAAGCUCUGAUACUGAUCAUACAGGGAGCGGACCGCCACAAUAAGAUAGUCUGAUACCCCAUACUCUCUGAGCACUCCCCACAGGACUUCCCGAGGGACACGGUCGAAUGCCUUCUCCAAGUCCACAAAGCACAUGUAGACUGGUUGGGCAAACUCCCAUGCACCCUCAAGAACCCUGCCGAGAGUAUAGAGCUGGUCCACAGUUCCACGACCAGGACGAAAACCACACCGUUCCUCCUGAAUCCGAGGUUUGACUAUCCGGCGUAGCCUCCUCUCCAGUACACCGGAAUAAACCUUACCGGGAAAACUGAGGAGUGUAAACCCACGGUAGUUGGAACACACCCUCCGGUCCCCCUUCUUAAAGAGAGGGACCACCACCCCGGUCUGUCAAUCCAGAGGUACCGCCCCCGAUGUCCACGCGCUGCUCCAUAGUCUUGUCAAUAAGACAGCCCCACAGCAUCCAGAGCCUUAAGGAACUCCGGGCGGAUUUCAUCCACCCCUGAGGCCUUGCCACCGAGGAGCUUUUUAACUACCUCGCCAAUCUCAGCUCCAGAAAUAGGAAAGGCAGGCGAGAAAGACUUUUUUUAAAUUUCAACAGACUCUCUUCACUUCACUUCACUCUCGCGCCGCGCCGUGCCUGACGUCAAAACUCUAAAGACCAACCACACAGUUCCUGUCUUCACAAUAAAAGUGCUGCUUCAUCCUUCAACAAAAUAAGAGUCUCAGGAAGCUAGCGAGCUGCGGAUUUUGCUGUCAAUGUAUUUCUUGUAAAUACUGCCAAAAAAGAACCACUUUCAUGUGUAUUGGACUUUUUUUCUCCUCCAUUUGAAAAUAUGGAAGUUAUCAUCACUACUGUCUGAUUCCAAUCAAUGCAAUCAUCUUACAUUCUUAGCUUCAUGAAAGAAAGGAAUCGAUAUGUUAAACAUGCUUGUAUUAUCAUUAAACACAUUUAACUUGUAAACAAACAUGUCUCUUUCAUAAAUAAAUAUAAAUUAUAUAUAUGAAUGAGGUAGAUCCCCUCUACAUGGUCAAUUGAAAAGUAGCUGGCCUGCAGACAAAGUGUGGCCACGCCUGCUUUACGGUUAAUAAAUGAUUGCUUAAAGGGGAACUGCACUUUAAAAAAAUAAUUUGCCUAUCGUUCACAAUCGAGACCAGACAGGUUUUUAUGUAAAUAUCAGGUUUUUUCCUAGGUAACUAGCAAUGGAGCCAAUGGGAGAAAUCAAUUCUACCUCUAAAUCCCUUAAAAAAAUGCAUUGAAAAACCGCCAACAAUACUUCAUGUGCAAUCUGUAACUCGUAUAACCACUAAACUGUAGCAACAUCGUUGUUGUAAGAGCGAACACCGAGGAACUCUUUUUCUGGCGUAGUAACACGUCACCAUGCUACAAUAUUAGCCGCAAGCUAGCUUUUACGUCAGUAGCUGUAUUACUUUUGAGUCUGUAAUGCCCAAAACUGCUAUACUACACCAAUCUGUACUGACUGAAAAACAUGAUUACAACCUAUUUCAGUAUCUGUAAAGUAUUAGCCCACAUUUCAUGUUUUGUUUGUACGCAGUUAUCCAGAAAGUAUAUGUAUUGUAGUUAUAAUAACAUAAACGACAUUCUGUGUGUAUCAUGAUCAAUAUAAAGUGUGACUCAUUCAAUGGACGUUUUUUCCAGUUUAUUUGGGUAAGCACUCCAUUUAUGUCGCAAAAGCAGGGGUCCAGUUCCACAUUGGCAGGGUCAAAGUCACACAGACUUCCCUUUCUCGUCCUCUGUCUGCGCCAACGUUUCACUUCCUUCGUGCUCGCUUCUAGAAGCAGCAGUAUAUUAAGCUUCAAAGGUAUAAGGUUGUAAAAUCCCCAUUUGUCCAAAAAUAGUCGUCUUUGUUGUUUGUUACCUAGUCUUAGAAAACAUCCAUCCAUCCAUCCAUCAUCUUCCGCUUAUCCGAGGUCGGGUCGCGGGGGCAACAGCCUAAGCAGGGAAACCCAGACUUCCCUCUCCCCAGCCACUUCGUCUAGCUCUUCCCGGGGGAUCCCGAGGCGUUCCCAGGCCAGCCGGGAGACAUAGUCUUCCCAACGUGUCCUGGGUCUUCCCCGUGGCCUCCUACCGGUUGGACGUGCCCUAAACACCUCCCUAGGGAGGCGUUCGGGUGGCAUCCUGACCAGAUGCCCGAACCACCUCAUCUGGCUCCUCUCGAUGUGAAGGAACAGCGGCUUUACUUUGAGUUCCUCCCGGAUGGCAGAGCUUCUCACCCUAUCUCUAAGGGAGAGACUCGCCACACGGCGGAGGAAACUCAUUUCGGCCGCUUGUACCCGUGAUCUUAUCCUUUCGGUCAUGACCCAAAGCUCAUGACCAUAGGUGAGGAUGGGAACGUAGAUCGACCGGUAAAUUGAGAGCUUUGCCUUCCGGCUCAGCUUUUUCUUCACCACAACGGAUCGGUACAACGUCCGCAUUACUGAAGACGCCGCACCGAUCCGCCUGUCGAUCUCACGAUCCACUCUUCCCUCACUUGUGAACAAGACUCCUAGGUACUUGAACUCCUCCACUUGGGGCAGGGUCUCCUCCCCAACCCGGAGAUGGCAUUCCACCCUUUUCCGGGCGAGAACCAUGGACUCGGACUUGGAGGUGCUGAUUCUCAUUCCGGUCGCUUCACACUCGGCUGCGAACCGAUCCAGUGAGAGCUGAAGAUCCCGGUCAGAUGAAGCCAUCAGGACCACAUCAUCUGCAAAAAGCAGAGACCUAAUCCUGCGGUCACCAAACCGGAACCCCUCGACGCCUUAACUGGGCAUAGAAAUUGUGUCCAUAAAAGUUAUGAACAGAAUCGUUGACAAAGGACAGCCUUGGCGGAGUCCAACCCUCACUGGAAAUGUGUUCGACUUACUGCCGGCAAUGCGGACCAAGUUCUGGCACUGAUCGUAGAAAACACUUGUUUUUAAUUCAAGGAGUAGGAGCAUAUUUGUUGCCGGAAGUCGGAGAUGAGUUGCAAUGGAAAUGGAAAUAAAUAAGUCCCGGCGAUAAAAUGACAAAAAUACCGUAAUGAACAUGUCCGUUACAACAUUCUAUAUAGAAUUGCAGUGUGUAUAUAAAACGUUGGGAGGGUUUUGAAGUUAUUUUAGAGGGCUCUGACUCCAAUUAGUCGCAUGUUGAAAGCGUUUUUUUCUAUCAUCUUUAAAAUCCUAAAAAAACACGAAACAAAUGUGUGUCCUUGUCUCUCAUAAAGAUUGUGAACGAUGGGCAAAAUUCCCCCAAAAAGUGUAAUUUCCCUAUAAUAACGUAUGCACAGUAUUGCAAUUUUCGGUACACAGAAUCAGUCCCUCCACCAUUUGGUGAACUGCCUUGCACAUUUUGGCCAAUCAGCAUCGUUUUAUGCCACCUAAGUCUCUGAUCCAAAUGUAGAAUAGUUUAUUGUGUGGACAAAGCAGGAACAACAACAACAUGUAACAACAUAUCAACCUGCGCCAAAUCUCCCUUUUGCUUAUGCUUGUCAAUGCUGCUGUUUUUUUUUAAAUGAAUAAUGUUUCAUGAAUCUUAAUGCAUUAAUAACUUAAAAACUAUAAUAGUUAGAGCAAAGUGUAUUGCAGUACAAAACGAUUGGGACUGGUUUGUGGAAAUGUUUACAUGGUUUGAAGGUUGGUUAUGAAUCAUCACACUUGAAAAUCCACAACAUGUUAAGGUAAAAACCGUACAAACUAAACGGUCUUCAGCACAAACAAAUGGGACAAGUUUGGAGAGAUCUUUGACAUAGUUGGGGGGGUAUAGUUAUGAUUAAUAACACGAUAAUUACAUGUAAUAACAAAACGAUUAAAUGUUAACUUAAUAACUGUAUUUAAAACACAAAUGAUCAAUACUGGUUUGGGGAGCUUGGCUCUUCAAGUACCACCAUAAUGGCCAACAUUAAAAUACAGUAGCGUAGUAAGCCUAAGUACUCAUUAAAAACACGGCAGAGGUUUUAUUACACUCCUAUAUUUAAUAUUUAUGGCCACGGUGACAUUACACGAAGUUUGAACGGAAACGGCGUGUGUGAAUAUUGGAUUAUCUGGCGUACCACUACUGGUACCACAGAUUGACAAUCACUACCUUACACAAUACUUCCGAUUCCUAUCUAUAGCGCGAGCCCUUUUGGGUGAUGUAGUGUAUAAAUAUUUAGCAACACACCUUGUUUACAUGUAUUUAUAUAUUUAUUUAACUCUUAUUUAUCCAGGGUAGAACAAUUUAGAUUUUCCUUUGUAAUGCUGACCAAACAAAGGCAGUGUUUGCAAAAUAGAGAUGUUGAUGUGUGAUGAUAACUCAUUGUCUCGCUUUUACCAAAAAUUAGCGCUCUAGAUCAGUGGUUCUCAACCUUUUUUCAGUGAUGUACCCCCUGUGAACAUUUUUUUUAAUUCAAGUACCCUCUAAUCAGAGCAAAGCAUUUUUGGUUGAAAAAUAGAGAUAAAGAAGUAAAAUACUAUGUCAUCAGUUUCUGAUAACAGUGCUAAAUAUUGCUCAUUUGUAGUUGUCUUUCUUGAACUAUUCGGAAAAAAAGACAACGAUAAACUUGUUGAAAAAUAAACAAGUGAUUCAAUUAUAAAUAAAGAUUUCUACACAUAGAAGUCAACCUAAAGUGCCCUCUUUGGGGAUUGUAAUAGACAUCCAUCUGGAUUCAUGAACUUAAUUCCAAACAUUUCAUCACAAUAAAAUAAUUCUUUAACAUCAAUAUUUAUGGAACAUGUCCACAAAAAAAUCUAACCGUCAACACUGAGUAUUGCAUUGUUGUAUUUCUUUUCACAGUUUAAGAACUAACAUACAUAUUUUGUUGAAGUAUUAUUUAAUAAAUAUAGUUAUAAAGGAUUUUUGAAUUUUUGCUAUUUUUAGGAUUAAAAAAAAAAUCUCACGCACCCCUUAGCAUACCUUCAAGUACCCCCAGGGGUACACGUACCCCCAUUUCAGAACCACUGCUCUAGAUUGCACUAAAGCGUUCACAAAUUAUCUUAAUGUGUUGUAACAUACAUGUUUAGGACAUUUUCAAGCAUAAAACACACAAAGAGAAUGUCUGUGACGGAUCAUUUAAAACGUGUUUCUUUCUUUAGUUGUAAUAAUAAUAAUUACUAUUGGUUAUAAUGAAUUAAAAAGAUUAGUCUUUUUAACAAUGAGCUCAGUUCUUUUACUGCCAUCUAGUGUUUCCUUUUGACAUCAACACACACAUUUUUUUUGUAAUUGGUGUUGAUAUCCGGUGCGUUUUGGCCUUAAAGUUACAAAAAAAACAUUUCACACAUUGAUGCAAAAAAAAUUACAAUUACAAGUUGAUUGAAUAUUACUGAAAAUGAAAACCAGCUUCAAAACUUGGCAACAACUUUCUGAAAAAAAAGUUGCUACGAAAUCAGGCAAUUUGGGCGGCAAUCACUACAAAAAGGCCACAGAAAUUGUGGCGGGGCUGAUUAAGACUUGCUUUGCUUCAGAUGAGGAACAAAAGCCAGGUAAUGUACGUACCAUCUGUAAUGUCUGCUCGCCACUUCCAUGAUUGUGUGACUUAUGAACGACUGGAAGACAAUUGUCUGCUUGUCAGUCCUGUGCCUUUUUGCUUCCUUGACACGGUCAUGCAUAAAUUACUGUUCUGCUUUCUGUCAAUCAAUUUGUAACGAGUAUCGUCGCUGCACCUGAAAUAAACCAAAGUUGAAUCA
Nerophis ophidion (straightnose pipefish) is the source of this 9103-nucleotide messenger RNA. RefSeq names its product butyrobetaine (gamma), 2-oxoglutarate dioxygenase (gamma-butyrobetaine hydroxylase) 1 (gene bbox1). The transcript has 8 exons. The record is from RefSeq and is a predicted model, not a curated record. Gene Ontology annotation, cellular component: mitochondrion. NCBI's taxonomy places the organism in Eukaryota, Metazoa, Chordata, Actinopteri, Syngnathiformes, Syngnathidae. Gene Ontology annotation, biological process: carnitine biosynthetic process. The coding region runs from base 159 to 1526 and encodes 455 amino acids. Gene Ontology annotation, molecular function: gamma-butyrobetaine dioxygenase activity; iron ion binding.